AUUACCUAGGUACGGGACGGUGGCGAGAAAAUCAACGCAAUAACUGUGCACGACUGAGUCGUUCUUGACAGUCAAAUAUUCGCCGUUCAUUGUCAACGUUAAAUAGCGUAUUAUAAUAAUUAAUUUAAUUUUUUAAUGAAAAGCGUAAACAAUAGAAAGUGUCAAGUAAAGUCAUACAAAAUCAUACAAAGUGAAAACAAAAAUGUGAAGACGAGAGAGAAUCUGUUAUAUUAUAUAUGUAUAUAUAUAUAUAUAUAUAUAUAUAUAUAUAUAUAUACAUAUAUAAAAAGAUGUUGUAAUUAUUUAUACGAGAGACUUGUGUUAACUGUAUAAAGUGAUUUAUAUAUGGAAGAUCAAAUUACCAGAUGAGAAGAAUCUGAAGAGCCUCGCCUAUCAAUCGCCAAAAACAGAAAUCUAUAUCUGUUUGUUGUCUAAACAUCUUCCGCAUCUGCAUUUCUGUGCAACGAAAAUGCGUGGUAUUACAGAAAGAACGCCUUUAAGAAGACAUUUGGAUUCACCCGACUACGUCGAAUUCGCCAGUCUCUUAAGGACUCGAAGAACGCGAAUACGACAAUUCCAAUGUUGUGUUUGUGGUAUCCUAAUAGUGGUUUUCACCAUGGCUCUGGUAGUAUCCAUCAGCUAUUCCAUCAGUCAUACUAAUUCCACCUAUCCCAUGAUCGACAACGUAACAUCCUCCGGAAAUUUAGGUAGUAUUCUGAGAGGAUCGUUAGCAUCCACAUUUGGAUCCGCCACGCACGCAUCCUUCAGCAGUACUAUCAGUGCCAUAGCCGAACCCAACUACAUUCCGAUACAAAAAGCGAACAUCGAUACUUCAACGAAGAAUCUCAGUCGACAUGAAUAUAUGGAAGGACUACGAGCCGGCGAGCAAGCGAUGAAGAAACGUUUGUUCGCGGAUAGGAUUGCCGCAAAGUCACCGUUGCCAUCUCCGUCCCCAGAAUCUAGGCAUCGCUAUGCAGUGAGCACGCAUUCUAACGUUAGUGCUUUUGCUUUAGCAGCGAUAGGUGAAAUCGCAGCGACAAGAACAAUUGAGAAUAUGAGAUCCAUCCAAGAUGAAUCUUCGGCGAUCGGUACUUUCUUUGACAGCGAUUGGGUGCCGAAAAGCAUAUGCAAACAAUAUUUCGAUCACUCCUGCAAAAUCGGCAAAUACAGAACUGUUGACGGUAGCUGCAAUCGACCGAGGGGAUGGGGUUCCAGUAUGACACCUUUCAGAAGAGUUUUGACACCAGAUUACGCUGACGGGAUCAACUCUCCUCGGAAAGCGCGGUCAGGAAAAGAGUUGCCUUCUGCCAGAGAAGUCAGUCUGAAAAUACACAAACCUUCAGCCAGCAGCAAUCCGUCCUUCACGGUGAUGCUGGCUGUAUUCGGUCAGUUUCUAGAUCACGACAUUACAGCCACCGCGCUCAGUCAGGGUAUUAACGGGAGUUCGAUAGCGUGCUGUUCAGUCUCAAAAGAACAACAUCCCGAAUGUUUCCCCAUUCGAAUCGGAACUGGCGACCCUUUGCACGACCUGCAUAAUAGAACUUGCAUGGACUUCGUAAGAUCGGCACCAGCUCCGCGAUGCGAACUUGGUCCCAGAGAACAGCUUAAUCAAGUCAGCGCGUUCAUCGACGGUUCAGCCAUUUAUGGUUCGAACAAUGAAAUCACUCGUAAUCUACGCGAGUUCAGCGGCGGUCGUUUGAAGAUGCAGCUCACCCCCGAUAAUAGAACCUUAUUACCGGCAAGUACGAAUCCUAAUGACGGCUGUAACCGAGAAGCUGAGCGACGUCAUGGCCGUUAUUGCUUCGCCGCGGGUGACGCUAGAGCAAAUGAGAAUCUGCACUUAACUACAAUGCAUCUUCUCUGGGCGCGGCAGCACAACAGAAUCGCGGAUGAAUUGUCCAAAGUCAAUCCCGCUUGGAGUGACGAAGUGCUCUUUCAGGAAACGCGACGCAUCGUUGGCGCUCAACUGCAACACAUCACUUAUCGCGAGUUUUUACCCAUCAUCGUAGGCAAUGAAAUGAUGAAAAAAUACGAUUUGAAACCUCUUGGUUCAGGCUAUAAGAAACAGACGUACGAUCCAAAUGACCUGGAGAACGAUCCGACGAUAGCUAAUCACUUUGCGAGCGCGGCUUUUCGUUUUGCACACACUUUAUUACCAGGAUUGAUGAGAAUGACAGACGCAGAGAAAGGUACAUCAUCGUAUGUGGAACUACACAGGAUGCUUUUCAAUCCGUACAGCCUCUACGCCGAAAACGGCAUUAAACGUUCAGUUAACUCGGCCACGACCAACGUCAUUCAAAAAUACUCUACGCAUGUCACUUCGCAGCUGACCAGUAAUCUCUUUGAGGAUCCUGUAGCCAAUUUCACAAUACCUUGCGGCCUUGAUCUGGUGUCUUUGAACAUUCAACGUGGCCGGGAUCACGGAUUACCGGGAUACACUGUGUGGCGGGAAUAUUGCGGAUUAGGAAAAGUGGAAACCUUUGAUGACCUCGAAGGGUAUUUGAAUCAUCAGGAUCUGGAACAAAUAUCGAUGCUUUACGAAUCGGUUGACGAUAUAGAUGUGUAUACCGGCGCGUUGUCGGAAAUUCCGGAGUCGGACAGCUUGGUUGGACCUACAUUUACAUGUUUGAUCAUUGACCAAUUCGCACGUCUGCAGAAGGGAGAUCGUUUCUGGUAUGAGUACGCCGAGCAACCAUAUCCCUUUACAGAAGAACAACUCGUGGAGUUACGCAAGAGUUCAUUGGCCAAAAUAAUAUGCGAUUGUUCUGACGGAAUUACACAUGCUCAGAUGGAAUUAAUGCAUUCUGUUGGACCUGAUAAUCCUAUGGUAUCCUGCAAAGAUAUACCAGAACCUUCCUUUACAUUAUGGAAGGAAAACAUCUCACUUCCAAUUUAACAUCAUCGAUAGAAAAAAAUCGAUAAAUAAAAUGAUAAAAAAUCUGGACAAAUCAAAAUUUUAUAAAUAUAAUAAAAUGCAAAUUUUAUAAAUAUAAUAAAUUCUGAGAAUUAUUCACUCUAACGAGUACAACUUAAAUGAUUUUCACUUUGAUUUUAACGUUAACCCUCAAAAAAGAAUUAAUUAGGACGAAUUAGGCAAUGCGAUAAAUGAACAUAUUGUAUAAAAAUCAUAAGAAAAUUUAGACUUAUACUCCAAUUUAUCUAAAAAGCAAUCUUCGCAAAUAAAUUUUGCAUAAGAAUUAUAUUUAUAUAUAAACAUUCUAUACAUUUCUAAGUUUGGAAACUUUUAUUAUUUUUUCAUCUAUCUAAUCCUAUAAGUCUCGCUAUACAAAUCAAGAACUAAAUAAGAAAUAUCGAAUAAAAUAAAUAUAAAACGAAAGGAUUAGUUAAAGCAUGUUUAACAUUUUUUUUAUUUUUCACUUUUAAGUGAAUAUAUACUUCUGCAUAAAUUAAAAUAUCUCUUCAAACAUUUUUAGUAUCAUGUUAACGCUGAAAAAAGAUUGUUGUAACUAUUUUAUAACAUAGAUUUUUAAAAUAUAUUAAUAUUUGAUACACCAACACCAAUUUCGUUAAAUUUUCGUCAUUCAAAGAUUUUAAGAAUUCAAACAUUAGAGCCUGUAUCUGUAAA
Messenger RNA from Cataglyphis hispanica, 3586 nucleotides. Its product is annotated as chorion peroxidase. NCBI's taxonomy places the organism in Eukaryota, Metazoa, Arthropoda, Insecta, Hymenoptera, Formicidae. Bases 470 to 2896 code for a protein of 808 amino acids. The transcript is spliced from 6 exons. Gene Ontology annotation, molecular function: heme binding; peroxidase activity. The record is from RefSeq and is a predicted model, not a curated record. Gene Ontology annotation, biological process: response to oxidative stress.